CUAAAAAACGUUCGAAUUGUCAAAUGCUUGUAAACAUCGAAAAUUCGAACCUGAGAUAUUCGAACAUUCGCAUUUUUUGACAGCUCGCGGCAGACAUUCUUCGUGGUUGCGCACAUUAUUGAAGUUUUCCAGUGCAAAAACUUUUAGUAAAAUCAAAAAAUGUCGUUCGCCCUGAGAAGCACAGCUCGUUUGGCCGCCUCUGUCCGACCGGCUCUACGGUCGAUGCAGUCCCGCAGCUAUGCCGACGACAUGGCAUUCACAUUGGCCGCCGCCAACAAGGUGUACUACGACUCUGCCAAUAUCCGGCAGGUGGAUGUGCCCUCGUUUAGCGGUGCCUUCGGUAUCCUGCCCAAGCACGUCCCCACCCUGGCUGUACUGAAGCCCGGUGUAGUCACCGUUUACGAGCAGGAUGGGGCUCAGAAGAAAAUCUUUGUUUCCAGCGGCACCAUUACCGUUAAUGAGGAUUCCUCCGUUCAGGUUUUGGCCGAGGAAGCUCACCCCGUUGAAGACCUGGAUGCCGGUGCGUGCCGCGAAAUUCUGUCUAGCGCUCAGAGCCAGCUGUCCUCCGCCUCAACCGAUAAGGACCGUGCCGAGGCCGGAAUCGCAGUGGAAGUUGCCGAAGCCCUGGUGAAGGCUGCUGAAUAAGCGUGAUCGUGGUAAAAACUGCCAUCUCAGAUACAACUUUUGUCGAUACUGUUCUUAGGAAGCUUUACAUUCAACAUACACGGCGAUAAGGCAAUAGUGGAAUUCGAUUGAGCGAAUGAAAGCGACUUCUGCAUUAGAAUUACAGCCAAGUUGCACUGGAACAAAACCAGAAGAGAGGAGGGGAAUAAAACAGACAGCGAGUUUAGAAGUGUAACAA
This is a messenger RNA of Armigeres subalbatus, 862 nucleotides long. RefSeq names its product ATP synthase subunit delta, mitochondrial-like. The record is from RefSeq and is a predicted model, not a curated record. Gene Ontology annotation, molecular function: proton-transporting ATP synthase activity, rotational mechanism. Gene Ontology annotation, biological process: proton motive force-driven ATP synthesis. Lineage: Eukaryota; Metazoa; Arthropoda; Insecta; Diptera; Culicidae. The coding region runs from base 160 to 645 and encodes 161 amino acids. The transcript has 4 exons.